Molecule: messenger RNA, 456 nt
Organism: Neltuma alba
Lineage: Eukaryota; Viridiplantae; Streptophyta; Magnoliopsida; Fabales; Fabaceae
Product: ent-kaur-16-ene synthase, chloroplastic-like
Exons: 3
Coding region: 1-456 (151 amino acids)
Biological process (GO): gibberellin biosynthetic process
Cellular component (GO): chloroplast
Molecular function (GO): terpene synthase activity; magnesium ion binding
Source: RefSeq, a predicted model, not a curated record
AUGGCCUUGGGACCAAUUAUCAUUCCUAUAAUGUAUCUUAUUGGACUUAAGCUUCCACAACCUGUCAUUGAAAGUGAUGAAUACAAUUACCUCUUUGAGGUUGUGAAUCUUUAUGGGCGAUACCUCAAUGAUGUCAAUGGCUACCAGAGAGAAAGGGAACAAGGGAAAUUUAUCAACUCCAUAAGACUGCGUUUGAUUCAUGGGCGUGGGGAAGAAAGUGAAGAAGAGAUCAUAAAGAAGAUACAGAAUGAAAUAGAGGAGAAGAGAAAGGAGCUGCUGAGAAUAGUGUUAAAAAAAGAAGGAAGCAAAGUGGCAAGAAAGCUCACGCUGAAUCCUCUUCCUUCACGCCGCUGGUUUGCUGUUUCUGUUUGUUCUUCCUCUUUUCUUUUUCUUCCGCCGCCAACUCGUGUGCCUCUCGUGUGCGCCUCCUCUUCCGCCAAUGAAGAUGAUGAAUGA